GUUACAUGGUAGUGAACUGAUAUUACUCAAAGUCAUUUAAGCACACAAGUUUAACUGAUUUGGAUAUAUGAUUUAAAGAACAAUAGAAAUACCUAGCAUGCAGUGAACUUCAUUGUGGUUCAUUUCUGGAAGGUCAAUUUCAUCACAUGUCAAAUCCUUUUCCAUUAGAUGGAAGAGUACACCUGAUUGUUGUGAAAGUGGCAUAUUUAAUUGAAGAGGAGACUAAAGGGCUAAUGAUCUUCAAUGUAAAUGGAAUGUGGCUGCAGAACAGAAUGGCUUUAUGUUACUUGCGGACAUUUCUUCUAUUCCAAUUUUGGAUCAUCUCACAUGUAAUAUAACUUCUGUACAUACUUGGAAAAAAGGGAGUAAAAUAUCUAAAGAGCUCAAUAUUUUUAAUUUGCAUCUGUUUAAUUCUUUGUGUGAAUGUCCAUAUAUAUUGGAGGACCAAGUUACAUUUGGAAUUUCAUAAGUGGUAUGUUAUUUACAAAUUUAAUUUAAUGCUUACUGUUUGGACUUCACAGGAUGAACGUGAAAUAAAACGAGAAAAGAGGAAGCAGUCGAAUAGGGAGUCAGCUAGGAGGUCAAGGUUGCGUAAGCAGGCAGAGUGCGAGGAACUGCAAACCAGGGUGCAAAAGUUGAGAAAUGACAACCGAACACUUGAGGAAGAGCUGAAGAACCUGGCUGAGGAAUGCGAGAAUCUCUCGUCUGAAAAUAAUUCCAUAAUGGAAGAGGUGACUCAAUUGUACGGACCGGAUGCAACAUUGAACCUCGAAGCUCGCUAUCCAGUUCCAGCCGUCCGAUCUGUUGUCAACGGUGAGCAUAGCAACCAUGGACAAGAAACUUCAGUAGAAAACAACUCCAACUCUGCGUCUGGUCAGCAUGGACGGGUAUUAAAUUCUGCUACAAACCAUGAUUCUUAAACCUGUUGAUCACCGGAGUUGUUAUUUACCUUUAUCAGUUCUAAUGUAGAUCCUGUAACUAAAGAACCUCUAACCAAAAACCGUUUUGACAGCCUAUAGCUAUUAGCCAUUUCCAAAAAAAAAAAAAAAAAUAAAAAAGCCUAUAGCUACUAGCUACUGUUUAAAUAUUUUGAUAUUUGUAUAGUCUUGAGAUGGUGGUGGUGGUUUUUAUUGUUGUAUUUUUUUCCAGCAUAUUGUUGUGGCUUACAGGAUAAAUUCCAUUGUAAACUGAUUGUCUUUAGAAACUUCUUUACUUUGUUCGAGUGCCUUUCGUCUUUG
Messenger RNA from Camellia sinensis, 1238 nucleotides. The record is from RefSeq and is a predicted model, not a curated record. Lineage: Eukaryota; Viridiplantae; Streptophyta; Magnoliopsida; Ericales; Theaceae.